UAUCCACUUUGCCGAAUGAGCCCCCGCAGAAGGGUGCGGAAGGGGCCCCCACUGGAAUUCUCUGCAGCCUGGAGAGAGCGCUCUGGAGGAGCCUCUGCACGGAGAUAUACCUCGCUCUACGUGGCCACGGAAGCCAUACUCAUCGCCCUGAUCGGAGCCAUACCGUCGUACCACUGGGACUUGGCCGGGCUCCUGCCCAACCAGAGCCACGGCAACCAGUCAGCCGGCAAAGACCAGGCGUUCGGGGACUGGCUCCUGACAGCCAACGGCAGCGAGAUCCGGAAGCACGUGCAUUUCAGUGGCGGCUUCACCUCUAUCGCCUCCGAGUGGUUUUUGAUUGCCAACAGAUCUUACAAAGUUAGUGCAGCCAGCUCCUUCUUCUUCAGUGGUGUGUUUGUUGGCGUCAUCUCUUUUGGUCAGCUGUCAGACCGCUUUGGAAGGAAAAAAGUCUAUCUCACAGGUUUUGCUCUUGACAUUUUAUUUGCUAUUGCAAAUGGAUUUUCCCCCUCCUACGAGUUCUUUACAGUAACCCGCUUCUUGGUGGGGAUGAUGAAUGGAGGGAUGUCGCUGGUGGCCUUUGUCCUGCUAAAUGAAUGCGUGGGCACCGCCUACUGGGCUCUGGCAGGAUCCAUCGGCGGCCUCUUCUUUGCAGUUGGCAUCGCCCAGUACGCCCUAUUGGGAUACUUCAUUCGCUCCUGGAGGACUCUGGCCGUUCUGGUUAACCUACAGGGAACAGUGGUCUUUCUUUUAUCUUUAUUCAUUCCUGAAUCCCCUCGUUGGUUAUACUCCCAGGGUCGACUGAGUGAGGCGGAAGAGGCGCUCUACCUCAUUGCCAAGAGGAACCGCAAGCUAAAGUGCACAUUCUCACUGACACAUCCGGCCCACAGGAGCUACAAGGAGACCGGAAGUUUCUUGGAUCUGUUCCGGUACCGGAUCCUCUUAGGACACACUCUGAUCCUGAUGUUCAUCUGGUUUGUAUGCAGCUUGGUGUACUACGGUCUCACUCUGAGCGCAGGUGACCUAGGUGGAAAUAUUUAUAGCAACCUGGCCCUGUCUGGCCUUGUAGAGAUUCCAUCCUACCCACUCUGCAUCUACUUGAUUAACCAGAAAUGGUUUGGCCGGAAGCGGACUUUAGCAGCAUUUCUGUGUCUAGGAGGCCUGGCCUGUCUUAUUGUAAUGUUUCUUCCAGAAAAGAAAGAUACAGGAGUGUUUGCGGUGGUGAACAGCCGCUCUCUGUCCCUGCUGGGGAAGCUGACCAUCAGUGCUGCCUUUAACAUCGUUUACAUCUACACCUCUGAGCUCUACCCGACCAUCAUCAGGAACGUUGGGCUUGGAACCUGUUCCAUGUUCUCCAGAGUUGGUGGGAUUAUUGCUCCCUUCAUCCCCUCACUGAAAUAUGUGCAGUGGUCUUUACCCUUCGUUGUGUUUGGAGCCACCGGCCUGACCUCUGGCCUCUUGAGUUUCUUAUUGCCAGAAACUCUUCACAGCCCGUUGCUAGAGACGUUCGCUGACCUUCAGGUGUACUCCUAUCGGAGGCUGGGGGACGAAGCCAUGUCUUUGCAGACCUUGGAUGCGUUGCAGCCUGAGGACAAUGAGAGGACUUUAGAGAGUGAGAAUGAGGAGGAAGAAGAGUUUUUCGAUGCAGACGAAGAGACUCAGAUGAUCAAGUGAGGAGCUCCAGCUCCCUGAUCAGAACCGAAGGACCAUCGUUUGUGCCCAUGACCGAGGCAGGUUCUCCCAUGAGUCCUGAAAGAGCUGGGAAAGACAGCUUUGGCUCCAACACACACAGGUAGUACUCGGCAUGGACUGAUUCUUGUUAAAGUACAAAGGAAGCUGGAAAAGAGAUUUCAUCCGAGAAGCUUCGCUGCAUUGAGGGACACAUUCUUCUCUUGUCCAGCGUGGAAGUUCAGCUCAGAAUCUUGACCUCUGGCCCCGUAGCUCUGGUCUACAGGAGCCUGAUUUGUGUUCACAAGUUUGAUGGCAUUGCUUUUCUUUCUUUGUGACCCAGAAGCAGAUAAGUAAAUCUUCUCACCAUUUUGGUGGGAAUAAAAAAACUGUUCUUAAAAUUGAAACUUCUUAUGUGUGACAUCUGCUGCCUACCGCUUGUCCUGCUCACCAGGACAGCUUCAGGUGCAGGUCGGUGUCAGCAUUUCAUUUUGCAAGGAAAGAACUGUCCUUCGAGCCCGAAUGGGUGCCCGAGGUCCUCCACCUUUACCCUGGGGGCUGACACCAAGUCCUGUUUGUUUUCCCACUCUGGCGGUUGACCUGGCUUCUUUCCGUUUAGUCCCAGAGAUGAUUCACUGCUAAGAACCGGAGGUGUGGCUGUGGCCUGGUAGCCACCUUUAAUAGUUAAAUCAUGUGAUUUCUUCAGUUCCCAAUUAUAAGCGCCUCCCGGAAAAUUUCCUUCUGAGAGUCUAGCAAUAACUUUAGAGUCCUGCACCAUAAACAAUAAAGCUUUAUAAAGGUGGAGAGCAGUUAAAAGUGACAUGUGGAACUCUUAAGAUGUUAAAAAAAAAUUGCAGAUCUUAAUAAGGGACAGAAGAAUUACCUUUAUCGCUUCUUGGCCUUUUGGCUAAGAUCAAGUACAGAAGAAUUAUCUUUGACAGUUUUUUCUUUGUUUUGCUUUCAGUGUUGUAUAAGAAAAGACUUGGGCGACACUCAAGAACUUGUACUCUUCUUGCCCUAAAUCAGCCCCUACUUGGUUAGGCAGAAUGGAAGGCACAGGCAUUUCUUAGGAAUUGUUGAGUUUUUAAAUUAAUUCAUUAUCAUUUACACAUAAAUAAAAAAUCUUAGUCCCUUAAAGUCAUGGGCUGAAAAUAUCUAUUUCUCCAUGAAACCUAAAUACUGUCUCCGAAAGUAUAAAACUAGGGGUCAGCAUGCUUGAGCUGCAUUGUUUGAGGUCACUUUCCCAAGGGCUGGGGAUUUAGCUCAGUGGUUCUGCUGCCUACCUUGCACGUGCAAGGACCCAAGUUCGAUUCCCAGUACCAAAAAAAAAAAAAGAGAGAGAGAGAGAGAGGUCACUUUCCCAAUGAGGAGAAUGUCUGUGUUUUCAAAACUUCCAUUUUAUCUAAGCUCUUGGAGAAGGAGACAGUGUAUGAAAGGUAAAGGGAAGGUGUCACUUGGCUCCGUACACAGCUCCGUUCUCUUCCGUGUUGGCAUCUUGGUUUGCACUACAUUCAUUGUACCGUGGUAUUUGUUAAAAUAUGUUUGUGUCCUUUAUGUCUUUGACUGUGUAUUGGGCUGUUCAGAAAUGGCCUUGAUCACUCCUCCUUUUUCCUUGCGGCGCCCAGAAUGCUAGCCUAGACACAGUAAGAACCUAAGAAAUACUACUGUUUUUAACCAUCAAAGGAGACGUGGCACUCCUCCAAAUAUCAUUUUUGCAAAUCCCACACAACUCUUUCACAUCCCAAGCUGUGAAACUCUCCUUAUUUUUCUCAGAAAAUCGAUCUCCCCACCACUUGGAGAGGGAAAAAAGAAGAACUUAACACUCACAUUUUUGUUAAAUGGUCAAGUAUUUAAAAUAAAACGAUGAACUAAUGUAUAUAUAAUUUUUGGUUGUGUGGAGCUCUCUUUUCAUUACAGUAGAACUAUAACUCAGUAUUUGGAAACCAGGAGUUAGAAAAUGUGUCUCCUGUAGGCCCAGCACCCAGAGACAACCAGUAUUAUGGCUUCCCUCUCUGUGAAGACUGAUUGAGAGUCCAUCUCUUCUGCCAACAAAGUUCCUGCUGCCUUGGGCUAAAUAAAUGAGGGUUCAGUUUGUUAUGUCCCUAAGGUUUCCUCUUUUCCUAGAUAGGAAGUAGAAUAAAGGAAGGAGGGAACCACGGGUU
Fukomys damarensis (Damara mole-rat) is the source of this 3827-nucleotide messenger RNA. RefSeq names its product solute carrier family 22 member 15 (gene Slc22a15). Gene Ontology annotation, biological process: transmembrane transport. The transcript has 12 exons. The record is from RefSeq and is a predicted model, not a curated record. Gene Ontology annotation, cellular component: membrane. Lineage: Eukaryota; Metazoa; Chordata; Mammalia; Rodentia; Bathyergidae. Gene Ontology annotation, molecular function: transmembrane transporter activity. The coding region runs from base 16 to 1671 and encodes 551 amino acids.